Messenger RNA from Carassius carassius (crucian carp), 2206 nucleotides. RefSeq names its product ceramide synthase 2-like. Gene Ontology annotation, biological process: ceramide biosynthetic process. Gene Ontology annotation, molecular function: DNA binding; sphingosine N-acyltransferase activity. Bases 877 to 2064 code for a protein of 395 amino acids. The transcript is spliced from 10 exons. The record is from RefSeq and is a predicted model, not a curated record. Gene Ontology annotation, cellular component: membrane. NCBI's taxonomy places the organism in Eukaryota, Metazoa, Chordata, Actinopteri, Cypriniformes, Cyprinidae.
AUUUGGAGAAAUGCAGCAUAGCAUCACUUGCUCACCAAUAGUUGCUUUGCUGUGAAUGGGUGCCGUCAGAAUGAGAGUACAUACAGCUGAUAAAUACAUCACAAUGAUCCACAAGUAAUCCACACUACUCCAGUCCAUCAGUUUAUGACUUGAGAAGAAAAAAGCUGCAUGUUUGUAAGAAACAAAUCCAUCAUUAAGGAGUUUUACAUUUAAACUGUCACCUCUGGCCAAAAUAUGAGUCCAUAAUCCAUAAUAAUGCUUCCUCCAGUGACAACAAAAAAUCCCAAAAAAAACAGUCUCCUGUUGUUCAUAAUCCACCAACAUAUUUUUUUGGACUGUAAUCAGUACUUGAUCUGUGCAUAUUUCUCUCCUGAUUCAGAGAAGAUGACUUUUCACUGGAGAAAGCAAGAUUAUGCAAAGAUGACUCAUAUUUUACCUAAAAAGCAAUGUUUCGAAGUUUUAAACUUCUUAAUGAUGAAUUUGUUUCUCACAGACACACAGCUUGAGUGGUGUUUUGAUGUUUAUUGUGAGGUUUUAUCAGUUGUUUGGACUCUCAUUCUGACGGCACCCAUUCACUGCAUCCAUUGGUGAGCGAAUGAUGCGAUGCUACAUUUCUCCAAAUCUGUUCUGUUGACAAAAGUAACUCAUCUACAUUUUGGAUGUCCUGAGUUAAUGUUUAGCAAAUUUGCACUAUUCCUUUAAGAGAGUAAAUGAUGUCAAUUUUGGUUUGUUGUUAAACAGCAUCAUCAUCUCUCACUGGAAACAGCUUUCUUCUUUGAAGAAAUUUAGUGAUAUAAUCUAAAAUGCUUAUCGUUGUUUUAGUCACAGUGUUUUUGAAGGGGGUGUUGGCAUGAAACACUCAUGCAUAUUUAAAGCAUGACAUGUAAAUUCUUGUCUGUCUGUGCAUGUGUGGACCAGAUCCCCAUCAUGAUUGGGACGAUUAGUGAGUGGUUUUGGCGGGACCGGCUGUGGCUGCCGGGAAACCUCACGUGGGCCGAUCUUAAAGACGGAGAAGGGUUCGUCUACGCCAGAGCAUCCCACCUCUACGCCACCGUGCCUUUUGCCUUAGUCUUCCUUGUAGUCAGAUACCUGUUUGAAAGGUUGAUAGCGACCCCGCUUGCAGCUUUCCUUGGCAUUACAGAGAAACCCAGAUACAAAGUGGAGCACAACGCUGUUCUUGAACAUUAUUUCAGUACAAAGUCAAAACAUCCCAGACAGGCAGAUAUUGAUGGCCUGUGCAAAAAAUGCAGCUGGCCAAGUAGAAAAGUGGAGCGCUGGUUCAGAAGGAGACGAAACCAGGACCGUCCUGGGGUCCUGAAAAAAUUCAGAGAGGUCAGCUGGCGGUUGGUGUUUUAUCUGGCGGCGUUCGUUGGUGGAAUCAUAGCCCUGUAUGAUAAACCCUGGUUUUAUAAUUUGCGGGAGAUGUGGAACGGCUAUCCCAGACAGUCCAUGCUGGAUUCUCAAUACUGGUAUUAUAUUGUGGAGAUGAGCUUCUAUUUGUCACUAGUGCUCAGAAUAACCUUCGACGUCAAACGAAAGGACUUUAAAGAGCAGAUCAUCCAUCACUGGGCCACACUGACGCUCUUGGCUUUCUCUUGGUGUGGGAACUACAUCCGGGUCGGGACCCUGGUCAUGCUCAUUCACGAUUCCUCCGAUAUUCUUUUGGAGUCUGCCAAGAUCUUCAACUAUGCCAAAUGGGAAAAAACGUGCAACGGCAUCUUCGUGGUAUUUGCUGCUGUCUUCAUAGUCACGCGACUCAUAAUCUUUCCUUUCUGGAUCAUUCACUGCACGUGGGUUUAUCCACCAGACCAUUACCCACCAUUCCUUGGAUAUUACUUUUUUAACUUCAUGCUCGUCAUCUUGUUGAUGCUGCACACAUUCUGGGCGUUUCUGAUUCUGCGUAUGGUGAAGAUGUUCCUUUUCGGAAGUUUAACCAAAGACGAGAGGAGUGACAAUGAAGAAGACGAGGAAGAAGAUGGGGAAACCAGCGUGACUGAGAACAAUGACAGACAUGUGAAAGUGACCAAUGGCUGUGGAGCAGGAGGCGGGGCUAAUCACCACUGACACCUCUUCUCUUAAACUGUGAAGGACUUUGAAUUGCCCUCAGGGAUGCGAGGAGCCAGAAACAUACAUUUGAUUGAUUGUCCUGCAGAGAAUAUGUCAGAAACUUUUCAAAACAAAUUGCAUCUUUGAAUAACACUGAAAA